AGAUGUGUAGGGAUGCCUCUUGAGGACUUAAGUGCUAUUUCUAUGCGUCUGAGCGGGAGUGUGGGCCGCCAUGACAGUGACCUGGAGCUGCUGGUGCGGGAGGGGGAGGCCGUGUCCACCAGACUACGGAACAUCCUCACACACAACCUAGGCACCUCCCCACGUCCCUCCAGUAGCAGACCUCGCCGCGCCACCUCCAUCGACUCCGCCAGACACCACUCCCUAGAACGUGAACCGGAAGUAGGAGAGGCGUCGUCGAGGUUGAGUCGCGGUGACCUGACAGGGGAGGAGUCAGGGUCAGCGAGGGAUGACCACCUCCGGUACCUGCAGCCCCGCGCCAGGUCCCUCACUGACGUUUACCGCGGGGAUCACCUUCGUCACCACACCACCUCCGCCGCGCCCCACAGGUCUGGGGUGACGACUAGCACACCGAUCAAACCCCCACUAACACCUGGAGGAGGCAGUACCCGUGUACGGCGAGACCUCUUCCCCAGCACCUCCCCCUCCACCCCGCUAUCCGUCGCUCACCUGGCUCACACCACCUCUGACACCAUGGAUGACCCAGAGAUGUACAGAUUGGAGGAGGAGACGAGGUAUCUGGAGACAGAAGUAAGGCGCCUGGAAGACAUGUUGGUCGCCUCACGAACUGAGCGUGACACAGUCUCUGUACGUUACAAUGCCCUGUCCGACCAUGUUGCGGACGAGUGGCAGGAGUAUCAGAAGAGACUGGAGUAUUUCCACGAGGUUCACCGUAAGCAGACAACCCUCAUAGACCGGCUGGCUAACAAGGUACGCGAGUAUCGUGGACGCUGCCGGGAGUUUGAGGGUAGAGCUGCCGACACCUCUAGGCUACGAGAAAACACAGAGCGCGAGAUAGAAUCUCUCAACCUUGCACUCACCACGGCUGAGGAAAGGUUGAGAGCAUCUGAGGCCCAGCACACUUUUGACUUAGAAACUGCACUGGUCAAGCUAGAAGAUGAACAAGGAAGGUGUGAAUCCUUUGGGAAUCAGGUGGCCAGCUUACAGGAACAACUUGCCAAAUUGGAGUCAACUGUUGGAGCGAUAACAGAUGAAAGAGACAAGUCACAGUUAGCUCUCAAGCGCUUGACGGAUGAAGUCAAGGCUAAAGAGGAGCAGUGGGUGAUAGAGUCUCAAAUAGCUCAGCAAUUCAACAACUACUACAUAUCAGGGCACAAAAAUUUAUUGGACUUGUGGCGUGAGAUUGGAUCUGUAAAGCGCACCUUCUCCGAGGUGAAACACCUGACCUCCCGUGACCUGACCGACCUGCGCAGCGACUUUACUCGCUGUGCACAUCUCUUGUCAUCUGCCUGCCAAUCAGCUCAAUCCAACAUGAGUUUCCUACCAUCAGGAGGAGAUAAGGAUGAUUAUGUGGUCGCCAACCCAUCUGACCUGUGGGGGCGCAUCCAGGAGUGUGAAAAGUCUCAACUCCGAGCAGAGACGGAGAAGAACUCCCUCAAGGAAAAGAUCAAUGAACUUAAUUCCAGGAUCUCCGAGCUCAACAACAACUUACGAGACAAGGAACGUACCAUAACGGACCUCAACCAGAAGCUGGAUGAAGGCAUGACGGAAGCGGAGAUUCAGGAGACACUGAAGGAGAAGGUGCGCACUUUAGAAUCAUACAUGGUCGAAAUCGCUCAGACAGUCAUCAAGGACUCGGAGCAGAGUGCCAGCGACACUGACGGCAAGACUCCUUCUGCCUUCAGUCAGGAGGAAUGGCAAAGGAUUGUACGAGACACAGAGCAGGGAGUAGCCCCAGACCUACCACAGAGCACCGUGUCUGCUGUUCGUACGGCUCUCUCCAACCGGCAUGUUCAGAUCCAUGAAUUGCAACUCAAGUUAACAUCAUCAAAGGACCAUUUGACAUCACUCCGUAAGCAGUAUGAAAGUGCAGAGGCAGCCCAGCGCUCACUCGAGUCUACGAUUGGAGAACUUCGUGAUGAGAUGGAGGCAAUUACCCGGCAGAAGGAUGAAGUCUCCAGGGAGAAAGAUAGACUCUCUGAAGACUUGAAUGUAAUUGUUGCAGAGAAGAGUACCCUGGAGAAGACCAAGCAGAACCUAAAAGCUCAGCUGGAGACCGCCCAAGAGGAGACAGAGCGCCGUAGCCGCCAGGUGACGGAGCUGGAGAAGGAGAAAGCCAUGCUGGGUGAAGAACGAGCCUACCUGAACUCCAAGCUGACCAGAGAGAAGGAGGAAGUACAGAAGCACGUCCACACCAUAACUGCCCUCAACUCUGAACUGUCUAGCGUCCAGCAGCAGGUAUCUGUUUUGUCUGAAUCCCUGGGGAAGGUGCGGGCAGCAGAGGAGAGGCUGGAUCAGGAGAAGGAUGACCUGCGGGACCAAAUCCGAGUAAUGGAGCGGCAGCGCAUGGAGCUGGAAGCUAAACUGACACACUCCCUACGUCAGGAGACUGACCUGAGGGAGGCCCUGGAUAAGGUUGAGUCAUACAGUAUCAACUUAGGGCAAGAUAAGUCACAAUUGGUCUCCAAGAUCACAUCUCUGGAGACAGAACGUGCAGCCUUGGGGACGGAGAGAGCGGAACUACGAGCGGAGGUUGAGAGGCUCAAGGAUGAUCUGGAGGCCCUGGGGGAGGAGCGCAUGGGCCAUGAAACGACCAUAACGACUCUUAAUGAAAAAAUCAACCUUUUAACUCUUGAUAAGGAAAAGAUUGAACUAGAGCUGAAUGAUAUCAUCUCAGAGCGUAAUGAACUGCACGGUCAGCUGACAGCACUGGAGCGCAUCAAGACGUCUUUAGAGGGUGAACUCACGACCCUCACCAACACACUUACGGACAAGCUCAAACUUAUUGACCAACUAAACACAGAUAAAGAAGGACUUUCUAAAGAAAAUGCAGAGAUGGAGGUACGUCUGACAGGAGCAGACAAGGAGUUGAGUGCUCUCCGUGAAUCAUUGGCAACAAUGAAAGCAGAGAAACAGAGUCUGGAGAGCUUUGCAACAUCUCUUGAGAAGAAGUGGUCAAAUAAUGAAGCUCGGCGCACACAACUGGAGAAGGAGAACCAGCAGCUGAAUACUGACAAAGAAAGACUUCAUACACAGAUGAACAAACUCCAGCGUGAACUUGAGGGUGAGCUGACGAAGCUAAGAGAGGCUCGCACCGCUCUAGAGCGCCGCCUGGACGAGAAGGAAACAGAGCAUAAAAAAUCAAUGAUGAUAUUACGGGAUCAGCACGAGGAGAUUAUAGACGACUUACGCAAGGAAAGAAAUAAUGUACAGUCAGAGCUGGAAGACAAGUUGAAUUCAACCAUCCAUUCUCUCAAGAUGGAGAAGGACGAGCUCGAACUCAAGAAAGAUCAAGAAAUUUCCACUCUUAAACGUUACUCGGAGAAGCUGCAGCGUGAGAGAGACGACUCGGCCCUGCGCUUUGAGGAAGAGAAACACCGAUCAAUGAUGCUGGCCCAGCAAGAAAUAGCAAGUUUAGAAGAGAAAGUUGCCGGUCUACAGCGAGAUCUGUCGACCUACGAGAACCAGUUAGAUCAGCUGCGGCGUGAAGGCUCCAACAAGGCUGAGGCAGGCCGGGCCAGCGAGGGCGCACUGCACAACAAGAUCGUUCAGCUCAAAGAGGAAUUGCAUGCUAACAGCCAAACAUUUGAAAAGCAGCUCAAGGAAGAAAAAGAUUCCUAUGAGCGCAGAAUACGAGAACUGCAGACCCGGCUAGACGAUGCACGGAGAGACAACGAGGUGGAGAUCACGUCCAUUAAGACAGACCUGAGACUGGCGAGGGAGGACGCCUGCCGACUACAACAGGACUUGGAGGAUGCUGAGGAGAAGCUCAAAGAUGCUGAAGAGAAACGAGCAGUAUUAAAGAAGGAAAUCAGCCGAGUGAACGAAGAGAUGAGGUCAUCAGACGAGAGAAGAUCAACUGAAAUGCAGAUCCUUAUCAAGAAGUCAGAUCAGGAGAAGAAAGAUAUACAAAAACGAUUGGAUGACAAAGAAAACAAAUUAAGUGCCCUUGAAAUCUCUGAAGCCAAGCAUGCAGACCUGAUUGGCCGCAUGACACAACAACUCCGUGAACUGAACACAGUGAAGCAGGACGCUCACAGGGAUAUGUCAGACAUGAAGAAGAAACUUCAGCUGCUGGAGACCGAAGGACUCGGCAAGUCACAGGAGUUAGAAAAUCUUCGUCUGCGUUUGUCAUCAGAAGAAGAUCGCCACAAUGAGAGCAGAAAGGAAACGAACAGAUUAAAGAACAAGGUGGCAGAGUAUGAGAGAGAACGAGACAACCUACAGACAGAGUUGGCCCUUCUGGAGCGACGACUCACAGAACUUGAGGACCACCAUGCAGCCAAGGAACAAGAACUGGCCAGCAGCCUCGAAGAAUCUCGGUCAAAUGAACGCAAGUUGAAUGAUGAAAAGAAGAACUUUGAAAAUUAUCUCAACAAUGCUAAUCAACAAAUCAGCAAUCUUAAGGUGAAACUGUCCCGAGAAGAGGGUCACGUUGAAGCCCUGGAACAGCAGCUGGGAACAAUGGACAACACUCGAGAACAACUGGAGAGAAAGCUGCAAAAUGUAUACACUUCCCUGCGCACGGUCACUCGCAUGUACCAAGACGUCACACCCUCAUCGCCUGCACUACGGAGCAGGAAGGGCACCAAGAUUGGUUUCGAACUAUCUGGUAGCCAGAGUGACAUACACGCAUCAUUUGAAGCUCUUGGAUCACCAGAGAAAGUCAACGUAGCAGAAAUUGAUCCUGAAACUGUCCGUCAUGAAUUACGAGCUUUAAUGACCCAGAUGAAUCAAGUGGAGUUGGAGAGAGAUGACGCUGUGGCUCGUGUGAUGAGUCUUGAGCGACAACUUUCUGAGCUCCAGGAGACGCAUCAGAAAUCAGAAGCCAGGCUAAGAGAUGUAACACGCACUCUCUCAGAGUUGGAAGAAAAGAAACGCUAUGCAGACGACAAACUCAACAAGGCAGUGUCAAAUGCCAGCCAGCAGGAGGACGCUCUACGUCGUAAGGAGAGUGAAAUCCGUACCCUGAAUGAAGAGCUGAGCAACACACGUCGCAAAAUGGCUGAUCUUGAACAUGACAAGAGCUCUCUAACUGAUCGUGUACAGAAGCUUAAAAAUGCUGUUGGUCGAAUUGAAAUGGAGAAUGCCGACAUUAAAGAGAAGCUGCGUUCAUCUGAGCAGCGAGGUACUCUCCUUGAUGACUCGAAGGGAAGACUCGAAUCCGAUCUUAGUGGGGCCAAGAAGGCUCUAAGUGAAAAACACAUGGAAAUUGAGAACUUAACUGCUACCCGGGAGAACUACAGCCGCACCAUACGAAGCCUCGAGGACCAGAAUUCUUCUCUCAAAGGCAAAGUGGAAGACCUCAAGACACGCAUGGCUGCUAUCUCCAAUUCUGAAUCUGAACUGAAGGACAAACUUGCUUCAAUAAACCGAUCGCUGAAGGAGACAGUUUCAUCGUCUAGCAACAUGCAAGAAGAGCUUAGCAGAUCCCAGAAUCUGUUGUCUCGAAGUGAAGCAGAACGUCGACAGUUAGAUGAGCGAGUGGCUGACUUACACAGUUCAGUAUCAGAUCUCAAACGGCAAAAAGACCAACUUGUCGAUGCCAAGAAUAAAGCUCAGCAAGAUCUAUCUAAUGCUGAGUUAAGGAAUGCUGAGCUGGAGAUGAGCAUGAAGUCUCUUAAAGGGAGCCUUGGUGAGCGAUCAUCAACAACAGAUGAGCUUAUCUCAAAGGUGACCCGUUUGGAGCAAGAGAGGUCUGAACUUCGCUCUCAGCUUGCAGACUUGGAGCCUCACACACUUCUUCAUCUACAGAGGAAGUUGGCCAUAAGUGAAGCUGAAAAAAAGGACAUAGAAAAGACAGAAUAUAGACUUGAGAAGGACAGAACAGACCUUAAGAAGAUUUUAAACAAGUUUGAGCAUGACCGACAUCGACCAGCCUCUGAACAGCCCGUGCUAGACUCUAAUGUCAAUGCUCUUCGCAUUGAGAAUAUGGAACUGAGGCGUAAGAUCGAUGACCUCGAGACCCUGAAGACAGAGAUGCAACAGAAACACUUAAAGGAGACUCUGGACAUGAGUAGUGAUCAUCGUCGGGAGCGUCAAGUAGACAGUGAGAAGAUCCGUCGGCUCACUAACCAGUUAGAGGCCCUACGACAAGAGAAGGAACGGUGUGAGCUAAGACUUCACUCACUUGAGCAACAGAUCGCACAGUAUCGUGAACAGGUCAGAGAAUAUCGGAACCGGAGUUCAAUAGUAGCAGCUGAUGUCCGUAGAGUACGGAUGUCUAUGGCCGACUCUCUCCAUAAUAUUGGAACGCAUCCCCGAGUUUCUACAGGAGUUUUAGAUUCUGAAAUUCAGCGGAGUUAUGACCGACUACCACCUGGCUUGCGUAGUCAGUUCCGCGUGAUGGGGGGCCCACGCCGCCAACCCCUGGCCCCCACAGCCUCUUCCCCACACGUACAUCAGCGCUAUGGUUCCUUACGCUAGCCUGUCAGGUGGCCUCUCGAGGUCACCGCGUUCAUCACGCCCGCGCCGUUAUGCAUCGGCGUCCCCCAGACGCCGCUCUGAUCAGCCGAAGAAGACGCUGACCUUCACGUGAUCUGGUACACCAAACUAAGGAGAUUAUUUGACUUCUUGUAAGAGUUGGUAAUGCCAAUGAAAACUUGCCGAACUUUUCUAACCUUGGCCACACUGUCACAAGCAAGUGUGUGUGUUGUGGUGUAAUCACUCUAGAAGUGGUUAUGACAUAGUUAGGCUACAGUACAGUACCUCCAACUGUGACAUCAAGCGAACCGAGGUUUUGUAGACUAUCUCGUAAGUUGGAUUUUGAAGUUACUAUUCUCGCUCUUGUCUGCGAGGUAGGGGCUCCUUCCUGGGAUGCCUUUCUUGAGCUUAUCUUUCACUCUGCAAAAUUUUACUCUAUCAAAAGAGUAAUAUGAUAGCAGCUUGAAGAUUAUGAAAGAUGAAAGAAUACUGCCAGUACUGAUACUUGAGGAUAUAGGGAACUGCUAUGGAACACUGCCACUUUUUAGUCUCUUAGUAAUAGUAUUUGGUGUACAUUAAAACUUAAGAUGGAAGCUUAUCUCUUAGAACACAGUUGUCAAUUGUUGUUGGUACGAAAGUGUUGUUUUUCACACUGCCAUCUGAAAGCAGUGUAAAGGUUUUGGUACUGAUAACACUGCAUUGAACUUGAUGCUCCAAAUGUGUAACAUAUUUUCAGAUACUUUUCGAAAUGAAGUUAAAAAAAAAAUUUUUGAAUGUAGUCUUGUAUUUUGACUAAAUGCAUGUUGUUUACAGUACAAAUGACAAUAGAUCAAGAUUUCCAUUUCUAGCCCAGAUAAAUUUUUAACCGACCAACACUGCAUAUGACAUUCCCACAGAUCCAUUGAAACAGUAUUGUUAUUCAUGUGUAAAAGUCCAUGGAUCGCAGUUACCUUCAUUUGGCUACUAAAUUGUCUAGUCAAGGAUUCGUUCUUCUAUAACUUAGGAACAAGAGAUAGAGGCCACUCUCAAUGCACGUUCCUAGAUGUUAUGAAGUAACCCAUAGCCUUAGGAGCACUCAUCACGUCCUUUAGGUGUGCCUUCAGUUGUUUAAAACUCCUAAAAAUAUUGAUGGUUAAAAUUCUUUGAAGUUUAAAAUAAUUGUUUACUGUGCACUCAAUUGUUAUACUGUACUGAACUGCUCAUCAAAUAACUACUAAGUCACUUUAAUGCAAAUAUCAGAGGGAUCGGUUAUUUUUAUAAAUAUGUUGUUCAUAAUAGUUUAGUUAUUAUUGCUGUACAAGUUGUAUACUGUUAGUUUUCAGAAUUUAUAUAUAUAUAAGUUGUACAUCUCAUAAUUUUAUUCCAGACUAGGAAUUUCACAUUCUGAUCAGAAACAUUGCAUUUACUCUUGUAGCAUUUCCCUAAGUGUUACUUUCUUAUUGAUCUACAAGUAGAUCAACAAGUGAAGUUUUAGAUGCAGGUCACCAAGUGUAUGUAUGCUCGGUCCAGAUGUACAGCACAAAAUCACAAAAGAGAUUGGGACUUCACCUAUUCUUUAUUGCAAGAAGGGCAAAUGACAGUCCCAAAUAAAAUACUGUGGUUGCUUUUUAUUGUUAUAAGCAUACAACUUGAUGUAUUUUUAUAUUUUUUUAUGUAAUAUGGAUCAUACAAUAUUUGACAGUUGUUAGAAAACUUUGGUCUAAAUUAUUUUGAAUGAAACUAGAUGGGAUCAAGUGACUGCCUCAAACAUUACAUUGUACUUUUGGGUAACUGUCAUUUCUAUUCUCACUGAACUAGUGAAUUUGCAUGUCUUGUAGAUAGAGAAUAAUUAAAGAAAAGAAAUAAACAAAAA
Molecule: messenger RNA, 8314 nt
Organism: Homarus americanus (American lobster)
Lineage: Eukaryota; Metazoa; Arthropoda; Malacostraca; Decapoda; Nephropidae
Product: rootletin-like
Exons: 43
Coding region: 13-6465 (2150 amino acids)
Source: RefSeq, a predicted model, not a curated record